Molecule: messenger RNA, 1551 nt
Organism: Seminavis robusta
Lineage: Eukaryota; Bacillariophyta; Bacillariophyceae; Naviculales; Naviculaceae
Source: the annotation of a GenBank genome assembly
AUGGACAAGAAGACCACCACUUGUGCAACAGAGGACAGCAACACCUCUUCCUCUCUGAUUUCGGAUGACUUGAGAAGCUUCUACGCGACGCAUGGCCUUGACAUUGAUCGCUUGGUUGACCACAAGAGCCAGAAUGAUAAAGCCCGUGCCACCAGCGAUGGGAAUGCCACGUUUGCUUCUCGCUUUGUUCGAUUGAAUCCCCGGUUCGACCGAGAGGAAACACUAAGGCGUCUCAAGGAGGAACUUGCUUCAUCUUCAGAUGUUGCGUCAUGUGAUCCUGUCCCAAUUCCAUGGUUAGACGACAAGCUUGGAUUUUAUGUACUACCAGGAAAUUUCCGGUUGGUGCAGUCCCCAUGUUAUCAGGAGGGUCGCAUUUACGGGAUGGAUGUGAGCUCAGGAGCUGCCAUAGGGGCGCUGCUGUCGGAUAGAUACGAUAAGAACAGAACAGUUGAAGCAAACAGCAACCAUAUGACAACCAGACAAGAGCCAUUUCGUGUACUGGAUCUGUGUUGUGCUCCGGGCCUCAAAUUAUGUGCCAUCGCCGACUAUCUUCCACAGGCAACACUGCAACCAAGUUCCACUAUCGUAGUGGGUGUGGAUGUAUCGGAACAUCGAAUUGCCACUUGCAAAAAGAUUCUACAAAAGUAUCAUUUACCAAUCAAGCAACAACCUGACGAGGCCACUACAGAAAUUUCUACACAAAAGCAACAAUCCAGUCACAUGAGAGAACAAAAAAUCCAAAUGAGACUCUAUUGCGCCGACGGAACAACCUUUGACCAGCCUUACAACCACAAUCAACUGCUCCCAAAACUCGUCUUUGAUUCUCAGUCGGCCUUGGAAGAAACUGGUGGAAAACGCAAGCGCAUGAACAAAAGCGCCCGUGCUAGGGAACGAAAGCGCCUAAAAUCUCUGGUUACUGUGGAUUUUGAUUGUGGCGGUGAUCGACAUCAGCCCUUGCCAUCUGCCGACAAUAACAACCACCAGAAGGAGGAGGAUCCUGCUGUACCAAGAAAAGAAGAUACAUCCUCAAAACAGCAGCACCCCUGGAAAGCCAAACUGUUUGACCGUGUCCUGGUGGAUGCCGAAUGCAGCACUGAUGGAUCCCUCAAACAUAUUGCCAAACAAAUCAACGCAGCAGUGAAUGGUGGUGCAGUGGCACCCAUGUUGACAAAUGCCGCGGAACUCUCCAAACUGGUAGAACUGCAAAAACAGUUGGCAGCCACGGGAUUUCGGCUCCUCAAGCCUGGCGGAACCAUGGUAUAUUCCACGUGUUCCUUGUCAAAAGAUCAAAAUGAAAAUGUGGUGGCCUGGAUGCUAGAGACGUUUGCCGAUAAGGCAGAGUUGAUACCGGUGGAGUUCUCUGUUGGGGGUGCAGCAGAGGGAGAAUCGGGAGACAAUACGUUGAUGGGUCCUCGAGUAUCCACAGGUCCCUUGGGUGUUAGAUUUGAGCCAUGCUUGCCACCACCAAACGAAUCCGGAGGUACAGCCACCAUCACAACGAAUUAUACUGGAGGAGGGUUCUUUCUAGCCAAAAUUCGCAAGAGAAAGUAG